AUGCCUCGAAAGGCCACCGCCAACUCAGCUGCUCCCAGCGAGCUCCAAGGCCGCCUUUCCCUUUCCAUCAUCAAGCAUCUCAAGGCCAAGCCGGACAGCGACUGGGAAGCCGUAGCCCAGGAUAUGGGACUCAAGGAUGGCGGCAUUGCCAAGCAACGAUUUAGCCAGGAGAUGAGGAAGCUCGGCGCAGCUCCCAAGGCCCAGGCAAGCAAGGCCGUCAAGUCUGGAGGUGUGCGCAAGCCGGCCAACCGUCGCCCGAAGGUAUCGACCCAGUCAUCCGUCGAUGAUGCCGAUGAUGCCGAUGAGGACUUCGUCGACAUCAAGGAUUUGGUCGAGAUCAAGGAGGAGAAGUCUGACUUUGACACUAAGCCUUAUUCCUUUGAACGAGACAUCGAGAAAAACCCCGCAGCUAUGGAGGACUCUGAGGAGAUCUAA
Neoarthrinium moseri is the source of this 435-nucleotide messenger RNA. RefSeq lists its product as uncharacterized. The record is from RefSeq and is a predicted model, not a curated record. Lineage: Eukaryota; Fungi; Ascomycota; Sordariomycetes; Amphisphaeriales; Apiosporaceae. The transcript has 2 exons. The coding region runs from base 1 to 435 and encodes 144 amino acids.